UUAUGAUUUCACCGCUACUACUGUUAGCGGACAAAUGACGGACUCAUUACAAAAUUCGAUCUGCAUCGUAAAAAAAAAGGUUUACAAUACCUCAUGGGCUGAGUGAAGGGCGCAGCAGUAUUGGAAGUACCAGCUCUUGAGAAUGCGACGGGACAACAAUAUAUCUUCGGUUAUUCAAUACAACAUAAUACCGAUCCUAAAAAUUCCAGGUACGCAUCAGCCGAGCACGUUUCUUCGAGUUCUACCAUGCGGACGCAAAGUAUUCGCUUCGGACUUGCCCUUUGUCGUCGGAGAAUCACCAAGCCCCCGGGAAACACGUCGGGGAAAUUCGGCCGCGGAAAUCUGACUCUGAACGGGCAGCUCACGUCGUAGGAAUUGUCGUCUUUCGUUAGCGGGAUGGCCUGAGCCUCGGAGCAAAUGGACCGUUUACGAAAAUCGAAAGAUGACCCGCCGCCGCCGUGCAUCUUUCCCGGAUUUCCGCAUCGACGAGGUCGCCGGCGAUCCACCGUGAUUAGGCUGGAUUUCGGAUCGAUUCUAGCCCUGAUGAUGCUGAGCACGGCCGGUGUCUCGUCUUCCCAUAUACCCGACAAAUAUCCCAUAGAAGUGUAUCAUAUGUUACAAGAAAGAACACAAUUUGGAAUCAGCCAUGACAACAGGAUAAGAGGAACUUGGGGUAUGUGGAGUUCAUGGAGCGAAUGUUCUAGAUCUUGCGGCACUGGCAUCCAGUCCCAAUUUCGGGAAUGCGUCCCCCUACGGAGACUUUUGAGGAGGCGAAGUAUUAUCUCGGAGAACGGUACGAACAGCUCCAGACCCAUUUGUAUCGGCACAUACAAACGCUACCACACGUGCAAUACGCAGGUAAGCCGGCGCACAAGACCUUCAGAAGCGGAGCAGUGCUCUAAGUACAACGGAAGGAACUACAAGGGCCGCAGUUAUGUCUGGAUGCCCUUCGUAGAUGCGCCGAACUCCUGCGCGCUCAAUUGCCGUGCAGUCGGCGAGCGUUUUUACGCAACGCUUGAACCGGCAGUAAUAGACGGCACGCCCUGCGAUGCUCCGAAUCUUCGCGGACGCGGCGGCGCCGGCGGGAUUUCGACGGAACGCAAUGGUGAACGAUGGCUCUGCGUCGCUGGACAAUGCAAGCUUAUAGGAUGCGACGGGGUGGUGGGCUCCGGUGCGACGAUGGACGCCUGCGGCGUGUGCGGUGGCCAGGGCAGAGGGUGCAGGUUGUUUGAAGGCAUCUUCAUGGAGCCGAUUCUGUCUAAGGGUCAUCAGCAGGUGACCACGAUUCCGAAGGGUGCCAUGUCGCUUAACAUUUCCGAGCUCCGAUUCAGCAGUAAUUUUCUAGCGUUGAGAGACAGUAAUGGCAGUUACAUCCUAAACGGACCGUGGUCUUACAGUCCCAGUGGUACUUAUAAAGCGGCUGGUACGACAUUAACAUACCAGAGGGGCGAUAGGAACCGUAUGGAGUGUAUCUUAGCGACUGGACCGUUGAACGAGUCUCUGCAUUUAGAGAUUUUAUCCGUGGAAUUAAAUCCAGGCGUACUGUACAAGUACAUGCUACCUAUGAAGGAAGUGCCGGACGGUAAAGCGGUGAUUGCACCGCCGCUGCUUGUCGCAGGAGCAAACGAUCGAGGCAACGAGAUACCUAGUCCAGAUACUCACGUGACCGUGCGAGUACCCAUUACAAGAACAUCGGAUCGGCGAAGCGAUUUAUCUCCAACGCGUCGCGAUCGCGAUCCGCCGCGUGCGCACGACGGCGGACGGAAGGAAGAGAUGAAGCAUCCACCGACUACGGUGAUGGCGGGCGAUCAGCCAAAGUCAAAGGCGAUGAGAAGGAGGAAGAGGAGGAAGUUCACUUGGAAAAUAGUCGGCCUCUCUCCCUGCUCGAAGGAAUGCGGAGGAGGCGUACGAACAACGAUCCUAAAAUGCAUUCGCGAGAGCAAUCAGACACUCGUCAACGACAAACGUUGUCACAACGUGGAAAAACCAAAACAUCCUCCUCCGCUGCGAUGCAACGAUCAUCCUUGCGCCGCUAGGUGGCGAGCCGAGCCGUGGAGCGAGUGCUCGGUCACCUGCGGGAUCGGCAUCAGGACGCGAAAACUCGAGUGCAUCCAGGAGUUGAACGCGAGAUUAACAAUGCGCGUUGCUGCUGGUGCGUGCAUGCAACCGCCAGAUCUGAGCACCACGGAAACUUGCAGUCGGCCGGCGUGUCCUAACGUGAGCCCAGAAUUGAGGCACAUGCCAUCGCAACACGAAGCGCCUAGGUGGGACGUGGGCGCUUGGGGUCCGUGUUCAGCGACGUGCGGUCAUGGAACUCGAAAUCGAACGGUGACUUGUAUAACGUCCGGACAGUCUUGUUCGUUAGCCAAUAAACCAGAAUCUCAAAAAGCGUGCGAGAUAGCGGUUUGUAAUGAUGCGACAGACACGGGACAUCAUGCGCCCUGGCUGUAUUCAGAAUGGUCUUCAAAGUGCUCCACAGAAUGUGGAAACGGUGUGAGGGUCAGACGAGUGGCAUGCGCUGAUGGUAGCGAGUUAUUCUGCAAUCCCAAAGAGAGGCCGGACACGGAGAUGCAUUGUUUCGGACAAGGGAUGACCUGCAACCGAGCCAAGUGGUUUGCUAGUCCAUGGACUUCCUGUUCUGUUUCGUGUGGCAUUGGCGUGCAGUAUCGAGAUGUCGCUUGUAUAACUAGAAUGAAUGAUGAAUUUAUUGUAGUAUCUGCACAAAAUUGCAGCGAUCCCAAACCAACGACUGAACAAGUCUGUAGAAUGUCUGCGUGUCUUCCGGAAUGGUUCACUUCAAAUUGGUCGACAUGUUCCGCAACCUGCGGGGCUGGAAUUCAAAAUCGACUUGUACGGUGCACCGUCGAAGGUAUCAGCAGCACUAAUUGCUCGAAAAUUAGUAAACCAAGCGCGGAACAACAAUGUAACGUGGAGCCGUGCAAGAAAGAAGUACCACUAGCGAACAAACCGCCAAAAAAGGUGCACGAGUCGUCCGAGUGCGUAGACAAGUAUCCGAAUUGCGUUUUAGUAGUAAAGAAUGGCCUGUGCCGAAUCAAAUAUUAUAAGCAUUCAUGCUGCCAAUGCCAUCAGUAACUGGGGAUAGCAACUUUGUGCUCGCCCGCGAUUUUGCGAAUGAACGGUUGAUAAGCAUAAACGUUGAAUAAAAUAUAAAUAUUAGCUCGGAAAGGGCAAAUUAUGCCGAGUGUAAGACUGCUACAAAGAGAGAUGACCACGUAUAUAUAUGUAAUUUUAUUUAUAUUACGUGACGCGACAUCGAAUCAUACGUGUCUUAGUCGUGCUUUUUUCUGCCGAAUGUAACAUAAUUCUCCGGAGCGGCAGAAUUCUUUUCCUUUUUCUUCUUAUAAAUGUUCAUAACGAGAACGUUUGGUCCUUCUUGAUAGUUUGACUAUGAAUAUUGGAUAAAUUUUUUGAAAAAAAACAGCUUCAGAUAAAAUUAACGAAUCGAAUGAUAAAUAAAAUAAUAAAAUUGCAGGAAGGGAAGACAUGACAUACAAAAUUAAAAUACGCUUUUAUUUAUGCGGAUUAAAGAUAUUUCUCUGCGAGAAAGGCUUCUCGACUUUCUCUUGAUUUUCCCGAGAAUCACCAUGAAGAAAUUUGUCAGGGUUUUGUGUGCAAUAAAUAUAUAAUAUAAUGUUAAAAUAUGGUACAUACAUGCGUUCAUUUGUAUAGCUAAUACAGCACAUACAUAGGUCGUUUACAUCACAUUCGAUAUCUGUGUUAUCGUUGCAGACAGAUGCAGAUCCAUAAUUUUAUCGAUUUGGUAACGGUGCCUAUUCAAAUAUUAUACAUCUUCGACUUUGACCCUUUUAUGUGCAUUAACGCGAUCUCAAGGUUUGUAUGCUUUUUAUUAAACGACACGUUUAGUGUAUUUAAACUGAAA
Molecule: messenger RNA, 3901 nt
Organism: Acromyrmex echinatior (Panamanian leafcutter ant)
Lineage: Eukaryota; Metazoa; Arthropoda; Insecta; Hymenoptera; Formicidae
Product: thrombospondin type-1 domain-containing protein 4
Biological process (GO): extracellular matrix organization; proteolysis
Cellular component (GO): extracellular matrix
Molecular function (GO): metalloendopeptidase activity
Source: RefSeq, a predicted model, not a curated record